This is a messenger RNA of Betta splendens (Siamese fighting fish), 2868 nucleotides long. It is a transcript of the gene mmp11a, whose product is annotated as matrix metallopeptidase 11a. Gene Ontology annotation, biological process: proteolysis; extracellular matrix organization; collagen catabolic process. The record is from RefSeq and is a predicted model, not a curated record. The coding region runs from base 456 to 1772 and encodes 438 amino acids. Gene Ontology annotation, molecular function: zinc ion binding; metalloendopeptidase activity. Lineage: Eukaryota; Metazoa; Chordata; Actinopteri; Anabantiformes; Osphronemidae. The transcript has 8 exons. Gene Ontology annotation, cellular component: extracellular matrix.
UGGACCCGAGCGGUGCCGUGGAAGCUCUGGUUCUAAUCGGCCUCCACAUCUGAGAGCACUAAGAUUAAUUGCAGCCUGGGCCCAGAAAUGAGCGGUGUCACUUUCCUUCGCAGCCUUUUCCUGCUGCUCUCUUUCAUUUCAGACCUUCGCGUUUGCAGCCAAUCACAUUUUAUUAGAGGCCUUGUUCUCGUGUGCCAGCGAAGCCUGAACGCCAUCAGACGGGCGCCGCUGAAUUCCUCUGUGCUCGCGGUGUUUGUAAUUACACAAAUGAUCUCGAAGUGAGUCAGAGCAGAAACCUGCUGCGGCUGCGGUUCCGGCAUUUCAUCUCACAGCUGCGACACAAAUCACCAGAGUCCCGCACAAAGCAAGAGGAGCAGGAGUUACAGCACAGGCACAAACAUCCCCCACGUAAAUAACAACACGUGACGUCACGGUGUCCCUCUGCAGGUCUGGAGAUGUUGGGGGUCUCUGAGAAGAAGAAAGCCAAGGAGCUGGUGAAGGAGGCAGCUUUGUCCAGCGCCCCCCACACAUGGACCCGGCCUCGCUGUGGCGUCCCGGACUACCCGGCCCAGACCAAGCGCCAGCGCCAGCGCCGCUUCGUCCUGUAUGGAGGACGCAUGGACAGGACGGACCUGACCUACAGGAUCAUCCGCUUCCCCUGGCAGAUGGGCCGGGACCAGGUCCGCAGGGUCUUUGGAGAGGCGCUGAAGAUCUGGAGCGACGUGACCCCGCUCACCUUCACCGAGGUCCACGGGGGGAAGGCCGACAUCCGCAUCGACUUCACCAGGUACUGGCACGGGGACAACCUGCCCUUCGACGGCCCGGGUGGGAUUCUGGCUCACGCCUUCUUCCCGAAGACGCACCGACAGGGCGACGUGCACUUUGACUACGACGAGGCGUGGACGCUGGGAAACCACAUGGGCACAGACCUUCUCCAGGUUGCAGCCCAUGAGUUCGGGCACGUUCUGGGCCUGCAGCACUCGCGGGUUCCUGGGGCCGUCAUGUCGGCCUACUACGCCUUCUCCUACCCGCUGAGGCUGAGCAGUGAUGACAAGCAGGGCAUCCAAUACCUGUACGGAGCCAAUCCACAGGUCCCGCCCACGCCGCCGCCACCGCCACCGCCGCCGCCCACCCGGCCUCCGGCUCCGCCUCCAUCCAACCCAGAGACCAACGAGAUCGUCCCUCACCCCGACGCCUGCUACACAGACUUCGAUGCCGUGUCCAUGAUCCGGGGGGAGCUGUUCUUCUUCAGGUCGGGCUACGUGUGGCGGAUCCGGGACGGGCGCCUGGAGAGCGGGUACCCGGCGCUGGCGUCCCGACACUGGAAGGGGAUUCCCGACAACAUCGACGCCGCCUUUGAAGACAAUUCAGGGAAUAUUUGGUUCUUUCAAGGUGACAACUACUGGCUGUUCGACGCCGAGCGGCGGAUCAGGGGCCCUGAGCCCCUCGGGGCUCUGGGUCUGUCUGUGUCCAGGAUCCAGGCGGCGCUGCGCUGGGGCCACAACCCCAACUACACCACCUACUUCUUCAAGUCCGGCAGCUACUGGAGGUUCAGCCCCAGCGAGAACCGCGUGGAGUCCUCGUACCCGCGCAGCAUGCGCGACUGGAGCGGCGCCCCCGACGACGUGGACGCGGCCUUCAGGGACGUCUACGGCUACGCUCACCUGGUCCGGGGACGGCAGUACUGGAAGUUCGACCCGGUGGAGAUGAACUCUCUGGAGGGAUACCCGCGCUACGUCGGCGUGGAUUUUUUUGGCUGUAGAAACGUGUGAGUCUUCAGGCCGGAGAGGUUUUUAAUGAAGAGGAGCUUUUGGAACCAAACUGUUCAUAACUCAGAUUCAGGAGAUGAGAACCACCUUUAGCCUGUUAAUGCUUUACUUCAUUACUCAGAUCAGUUGCAUCUUUCUCAGGAAAACCUUGUGGUGUUCUCCUGUGCAGCUACACUCAUAUUUAUUUUGCACUUUGCCAGCGUGAAGCCCAGGUCUGGGCUUUGCAUUAGUCACGUGUGACAUAUGUGAACGACACCGUCCUCACCUCCUUCGUUUGAGCCUCACUCACAGACGGUCGGCUCCACGUUCCAUCCUCAGGUGUUUGAAGAGUGGCAUCAAACCUCAGCAGAGGCAGGAGACUUGACCGGGUCACGCGUGGUGUUGACUUGAAGCAGAACUCCGGCUCAUGUCGUCACGUCUGGUUUUUAUGAUCAUACUGAAAAUGCACAUAAGCAGUGGAUGGAUUUGCUGUGAAAAUACAUUUAUGCUCCUUACUGUGAGUCAAAGGCAAAACAUCCAAGUUUUCAAGAAUGAGAUGUUCUCUGUUUUUUGUAAACAAGCAUUCUUUCAGUGACUUUAAGGAACCAGACAUGAUUCAGAAGAGCUCAGGUCUUAGUGUCACUCUCCUAACGCUGUGGGGUGAAGCUUCCACCCACGUCCUGCUGCCAUCUAGAGGUCGGAGACACACAACGCCCUGGUGCUGCGUUCAGGUUCACACAUUCAGGGUCAGUCAGUCAGAAAGACGAACCUGUUAAAUGGAAAACCUAGAUGAAGCUUGUGGCAAGGGUGGAAAAUAACUUAGUAACGUACAAGUGUAACCUUCAGGUACCUGGAACAUUUUCUACUCAUGGUUUUUGAUAAAUCAGAACAAAUCUGCAGAUGUUUGUAUCUGAGCAGCGUGUAGUUUAAAGAUAAUGAUAUUAGCCAAUAGAAUCGAGUUCAUGUUGUAUUUUUUAUCUGUAUUAUUGUCUUUUUUUAGUGACUAAUUGAUUAAAUCACCUGUAAAAUUAGUUGAUGAACUACAUUUGAAAGUUGUACUAAAUCUAAACUAACACCACGUAUCAAAACAGCUUAACACUAAACUGCUGUUGAAUAAUUA